Branchiostoma floridae (Florida lancelet) is the source of this 1741-nucleotide messenger RNA. RefSeq names its product glycosyltransferase-like domain-containing protein 1. Bases 2 to 1582 code for a protein of 526 amino acids. The record is from RefSeq and is a predicted model, not a curated record. NCBI's taxonomy places the organism in Eukaryota, Metazoa, Chordata, Leptocardii, Amphioxiformes, Branchiostomatidae. The transcript is spliced from 9 exons. Gene Ontology annotation, molecular function: glycosyltransferase activity.
GAUGUUAAAGGUUAUAGGUUAUAGGCCCCACGGUGCGGUGGUGGUCGGUAAGAGUGCACCUAUGGGUGAAAUUUUGCUAAUCGAGCCAUUUUACGGAGGUUCCCACAAACAGCUGAUAGAUCUGCUGUGUGCAGAAAUCCCAGGAUGUGUCAAGGUUGUUCUUCCAGCCAAAAAAUGGCACUGGCGGGCCCGAACAUCUGCCCUGUACAUCUCACAACAGAUCCCGCACCAACACAACUUCAGGGUCCUGUUUGCCAGCUCGGUACUCAACCUGGCAGAGCUACUCGCCCUCCGACCAGACCUGACCCAGCUGAGGAAACUCCUGUACUUCCACGAGAACCAGCUAGUAUAUCCUAUUAGGAAGCACCAAGACAGAGACUUUCAGUAUGGCUAUAACCAAGUCUUAUCUUGCCUGGUAGCUGAUGCCGUCCUCUUCAACUCAAAGUACAACCUGGACACCUUCCUAUCGUCCAUCAAAACACACUUCAACAGCAUGCCAGACUGCAGGCCCAAGGGUCUGGCUGAACAGAUCAGACCAAAAUGUCAGGUUCUCUAUUUUCCCAUCAACUUCCCAGCUCAUCGGAAAGACUGUCACAGAAUUGAUGUCAAAACAAGCACUAUUUCUUCGGAUCAUGGGCUCCCAUGUGCAGGGCAACUCAAAACCAUGGAUGAUACAGGAACCACUUCUCUGGACUGUACAGACACCAAUUGUUUAGGACAGCUCUCAACUGCAGAAAAGUCAACACAUGACAUGAGAAAUUGUUUUGUUUUGUAUGCAAAGAGGAGUGAUGAAGAAGAUGCACAGCUCACUGCUACAUCUAGUCUAGAUAACACAUCAAAGAAAAGCAAUGACUUCAAGAUGUUAACUGCAGUAUCAUCAGAAAAUGGUGAGAAGUUGAACAAACAUAGAAUGAACAUACAGGCAGAAAUGCCUUCAAGUGUUGGAAACUGUGCUAAAAAUGACCAGGACCUUUCUGAGGAGAUAGGGAAACCUCCUAGCAGUGACCACAAGACUGCCACACCAGAACCAUAUGAUGACCAGCAGGGUGACUUGAUGAAAAGAAAAGAUGGACCUCUGCACAUUGUGUGGCCACAUCGCUGGGAACAUGACAAGAACCCAGACUUGUUUUUCCACACACUGUACCAGCUGGAGGAGGAAGGCUGCAGCUUCGCUGUGUCUGUACUUGGACAGGAGUACACUGAUGUGCCUGAAAUAUUUGCUGAGGCAGCAGGAAGGCUGAAGGGAAAAAUUCAUCAAUGGGGACACCUGGCAGCUAAAGAGGAUUACUACAGGCUGUUGAAUCAGGCUGAUGUGGUGGUUUCUACUGCAGACCACGAGUUCUAUGGAGUCUCUAUGUUAGAAGCUGUUUACUGUGGAUGUUACCCUCUCUGUCCUAACAGACUGGUCUAUCCUGAGAUCUUCCCCAAGGAGUGCCUGUAUAACACACCACAACAACUGAAGAAAAGGUUGAGGGAUUUUUGCAGAAGACCACAGCUGGCAAGGAAACACACAAUAAAUCUUACAAUACAUCAGUACAGUUGGGAGGGCCUUGCAGAGGAGUAUAGGAGGCUAUUGCAAUGAUAGCACCUCCACUGAGGUGAUGUUUACAUAGAAGACCUCGUCCAGUUCAGGGAUAUUCAGACUGUCCUGCAGCAGAGGCACCAGAAUCUGCACUGUCCUCUCUCCUGACUCCAGAAUGAUGGACCCACUGGUGACAGGCUCAAAGUCCUGUCCUGCCAC